AUGAUAUCUGAAAUUCACCCCGACUUUGACAUCCCCUGGUGCAAGAGCCUUCUAAGCUCCGAUAUCUCUAUUGUCGAAGUACCUUUUCAGCACCCAUCACGCAACGACAUUCCCCUGAACAAAGAUGUCUCCAACAGUAUGUUCAGAAAGACCCUCUAUACGGCCGACGCCAUCCGCGCCCAGAUCAAUUUCAAACGACAUACGGCUGAACCAGACGCCAUUACUCCGUGGGAAUUCUGCUAUCUCAUGUCUGUGGGCUCUGGAAUCGACGGCAAGUCAGGUCGCGCGCACGGAGGAUUCAACGCAUUGAUCUUAGAUCAGAUAACAGGCACUGUGGCGUCAAUGGUGUCGGGGAGCUUUGCACCCGCAACAGCCACCAUGACAGUGGACUAUAAAGCACCGAUUGAUACACCCUCUGUGGUGCUCUGCCGCUCGUGGGCGGUCGAGCGACAGGGAAGGAAAACAUGGGUUAAGGCCAGGAUCGAGGAUGGUCAGGGUAAACUCCUUGCAGGCGCGAAGUCUCUAUUUAUUGAUCCGAGACCGCAGAAAAUAUAG
This is a messenger RNA of Fonsecaea erecta, 555 nucleotides long. RefSeq lists its product as hypothetical. The transcript has a single exon. Bases 1 to 555 code for a protein of 184 amino acids. The record is from RefSeq and is a predicted model, not a curated record. NCBI's taxonomy places the organism in Eukaryota, Fungi, Ascomycota, Eurotiomycetes, Chaetothyriales, Herpotrichiellaceae.